AUGAAGUGGACGCACGCGGAACUUUUCACUCACUACAGCGCCAUCUUGGGGGUGAAACCCGGAGCGGAUCCUGAGGAAAUCCGUACAGCUUACGAAGCCAAACUGAAAAAGCUUUCCCCAGCUGCUGAAGAUGGCGACAUGGCGGCUCAGUAUCUUCUCAGAAACAUUCAACUCGCCAGGGACUCCCUCUUGAAUGACAAUGCGAGAUCCGCUUUCUACUCACACUUGUUCAGUUGCGCAGGAACGUCAUCAGGCAUGAUUAACUCUUUGGACACUCCGGACCCUUCUGACAACAAAGGUGGCCUUUUUGAGAAACUCAAGAAGCUGAUCCCGUUUUGGCAUGCCAGUAGAGGUGCGGAUGGGGCAAAGAGUGGUCCAGUAGUAGUCCCUAAUCCUCCUGAAGUGCAUGUGACCACAGUGGAUCCUCCUGUGCCAACUGACAUUGAUCCGAAUGCCACUGGAGACCACGGGAUCUUUGGAAUGUCCAAAGAAGCUGAAAGAGCUUUGUUUAGGAUCAGGGAAUGUGUAGAAUGUCUGAAUGCUAUGAAAAACUGGGCUGAAGUUUUUUAUGGUGUUGCCUUGAUGACCAUUGAAAACUUCCACAUGGUACACGGGCCCAUUGUCCUCAUGUCCUCGGCCAUCGCACUGCCAAUGAUGUGUCACGCUGUGUGGAUCAACAUCAACGGGGAAAUUGCCUGGGCCAUGAACCUGUUUCCCUGGAUGCCCUUUCUCAUGCUGACCAGCAAGGAGUGGAGAGGUGCCGCUGCGGCUGCGGGUUUUUCAGUGUUCAUCACGGGGGCCAUUGGGAUCUAUGGAGCCCACAUCUCCAAGCUGGAGCCCCUCAGGAAUGCAAUGGCUGCAUGGCUGGCCUCCUAUCUAUUCGUUGUCCUACACCCUGAUCUGAAUGCUGGAUAUUCAUCAAUUCCACUUGCUGGACCACUACAAGUUGCUGGAGCUCAGUUGAUUGUAGAAUUGUUCAAGAAAGCUGGACCUGGCGAAAUUUCCAGACCAGUUCAAUUUCCCCCUCCCAAAGAGGGUGAACAAUUUGCUGCUGGUGGAGGAGAAUAUUACUACUGAUUUUUUUUUCUUUUCUUACUCUAACAACAUUCGAAAUAAACUCGUUUAUUUAUCAACAUAAAAA
Messenger RNA from Notodromas monacha, 1141 nucleotides. The record is from the annotation of a GenBank genome assembly. Lineage: Eukaryota; Metazoa; Arthropoda; Ostracoda; Podocopida; Cyprididae.